AUGGCCGACCAAGAAUGUAAUAAACAAGGUUCGGAAGACACCAAUGAUGACACCAAUGUUAAUUUGCUGAAACAAGAGGCUGAAAAUGGAAGUGGUGAACACCAAUAUGAAUUAGGCAAACGUUAUCUCAAGCUAGCUGAUAGUGAAAUCAAUAGAGAUGAAAAUAUUAGCUUUGCAUUACAUUGGUUAGUGAAAUCAUCUAAGCAAGGCAAUGAAGAUGCCACGAAAGAACUGCAAAAAUGUAUGGAGGAUGAUAUAGGUAUAAAUGAAGAAAAUGGACCAGAUAUAAGAUGGUGUAUUCAAACCUCAAGCCUAGAGAAACAGAUACGCCAUGCCUCUGCACGACUCUUUCAAUCUCUCAACACCACCCAUAAAAAUACAAUUAGCAAAGAUGAAUAUAUGAAGGCAAUUAAAAGUCUUCCUGGACAAAAACAACAAAAACUUCUCAUGGCUGCAGGUUGGUCUUUUAUGUUGUUCAGAAAUUGA
This is a messenger RNA of Lottia gigantea (owl limpet), 486 nucleotides long. RefSeq lists its product as hypothetical. NCBI's taxonomy places the organism in Eukaryota, Metazoa, Mollusca, Gastropoda, Lottiidae. Gene Ontology annotation, biological process: calcium ion homeostasis; endoplasmic reticulum unfolded protein response. The coding region runs from base 1 to 486 and encodes 161 amino acids. Gene Ontology annotation, cellular component: endoplasmic reticulum membrane. Gene Ontology annotation, molecular function: protein binding. The transcript is spliced from 3 exons. The record is from RefSeq and is a predicted model, not a curated record.